Molecule: messenger RNA, 2196 nt
Organism: Effrenium voratum
Lineage: Eukaryota; Dinophyceae; Suessiales; Symbiodiniaceae
Source: the annotation of a GenBank genome assembly
AUGCCGGUCGUCAUGCAGACCUGGGACUUUGCGGGGCAGCAGAUGUACUACAACAUGGCGCACGUGUUUAUGACUGCGAUUGGUAUCUACGUGUUAGUUCUCGACCUAUCUGCAUGGAGCCGGGGCGAUGCGACGCCCAUGGAUCUCACGGAGUCCAUGGACUUUUGGCUGGCUGCUCUCUUGGUGCACGCGGCGGAUGCGCGGCUGGUGCUGGUCGGCAGUCAUGCAGAUCUACUGGAUGACUCCAAUCGCAAAGAGGUCUACAAAAAAAUCGACGACUACUUGGCCAAGAACCUACAGCACAAUAGGAUACUUGGGAAUGAACAGGACGACUUGCUUUUCUUCCCAGUGGACAAUCGUCGCUGCACGGAUUCUGGCCUUCGCAGCAUCCAGCACCUGCGGAACGAGCUCAGCAAGUUGGCCCUGGAAGUGGCGGAGGAGAUGGGCACCAUCCCCACGCGCUGGGCGCACCUCUUCCACGUGCUCGAAGGCAUGGAAGCCGACUGCAUCUCCCUGGAGAGCUGCCGAGCCAUGGGCGCGGAGCUGGGCAUCGGCAGAGGCGAGCUCGAGGAGUGCCUAGGACGUUUCCACCGCUUGGGCCAGCUGUUGUACUUCCAGGGCUCACCCUCCGUGGUGCUGAAGCCGCAGUGGCUGCUGGAUGCCAUGGCACAGGUGGUGGGGUGCCCGGUGGCGUUGCGGCAGGACCCCCUGCGUGCGCGGAAGUUGAAGCAGGGGGGCCUCACGGAGGAGCUGCUGCAGGUUCUUUGGCAGGACGAGAAGUUCAGGGGUCAUCAGCCUGUCUUGCAGGCCUUCCUCGAGCACUUCGACCUGCUGGUGCCUGGGGAAAAGGGCUGGCUAGUGCCGAACCUCUUGCCUCUUCGGCCUCAGCAGAGUGACUGCAACCAAGAGGCGGUCACUCUGAUCCUGGACUUCAAGGGGGCCUUUGGCCGCUUGCUGCCCACCCUCAUCCCCAGGCUCUUGUGCCAGCUGCGGAAGCGGCCCGAGCUGAAGCUGAAGGUCUUCGAAGUCUUCCGGGACUGGGCCCGGCUCUCGCUGUUCGACCCCGCGCUGCUGGUGACCUUCGACCUCUACCCCGCGGCGUGCCCGGAAGUGCUGCGGCUGCAGGCGGUGACCCGGUCGGCCCAGCGCCUCAAGGAGCUACUGGACUCCGUGCACCUGGCGAUGCAGGCUUGGCUGCCGCAGGUGGCCUACUCCACAAACCUGCCUUGCCCCUGCGGUGCAGUACAGCGAGACCAUCUGCUGGACCUCACCAAGCUUUUGCGCGAGGAGCCGUUCCUGUGUCCCAGCACCAACAACUUGGUGAGCCCCAACUCGGAGAUCAUCCGGUCCUGGAGGGAGCUCGAGGCGGGGGAAAAGAGCGCCGCAUCCUCCGGUCCAGCUCCCGCGGCCAUGUACUACUUGUACGCAUCUCCGCUGAAGUGGCAUGGCAUGAAGUUGCAGCAGCUGGGUAUUGCGCAGGCUGGGCACACCGGCUCCGCAGGCUCGGGGGAGACUGAGGACGUCGCCAGUCAGGGCAGCGGAGAGAGGGCGUGUGAGGAGAAGCCUGCAAAAGACGAGGGCGAAGAUGUUUGUGGGGACUACGGCUGCGUUUCACCGGGCUGCAUGCAGAGCUUGCGGCUGCAACCCGGCGGCCGCUGGUGGCAUUCGGCCUACCGCGCCAGCAAUGAGCGCCUGCGCUUGGCGGAAGCGAAGCCGAAGCCUUCGCAGUACCAGAGCUUUGUGAAGGCUUACAAGAACUCGGCCUUUGAAGAGAUCCCUCCAGAUCGAGAUCUCGCGAGUCUGAAAGAGGAGUUCGAGGACGUGGCGGUCUGGGAGCUGGUGGAGUCUUUGGGCACUUGGCGCUUUGAUGCUGGCUUCCUCACUUUGAGCUGCCAGCACUGGGCAUGGAGGGCCUCUCACCUGUCGGCUCCCCACACGCUGCAGCCCAGCGAGGAUGGGAGGAGUCAACUCGAUGAGCUUAUGGACCAGCAGAAGUUGGAGCUUUGCUACAAGGUCAGCGGAGAGACUUUGGCGCUGCAGACGCAAGGCCACCCGGGUUGGGACUUGCAGCAGCGCCACCAGCGGCUGCGAAGCCUGCAGUCGGCCUUCCAAAGCCUGGGCUUCGCCAAGAACUACACGCCAGGCUGGCCUGAAUCCGGCGAUGAACUCCCCUCCUCGUCACAGGAGGCUCGGUGA